Messenger RNA from Colletotrichum karsti, 1350 nucleotides. Its product is annotated as diphthamide biosynthesis protein 1. Lineage: Eukaryota; Fungi; Ascomycota; Sordariomycetes; Glomerellales; Glomerellaceae. Gene Ontology annotation, molecular function: 2-(3-amino-3-carboxypropyl)histidine synthase activity. The transcript has 2 exons. The record is from RefSeq and is a predicted model, not a curated record. Bases 1 to 1350 code for a protein of 449 amino acids. Gene Ontology annotation, biological process: protein histidyl modification to diphthamide.
AUGGAGGAGGACCGGGCGCAGACUGACCUCGGCAUUGCCGCCGACAUUGAAGCUUCUCAUCGCGAGGAAGAAGCGGCGGCCCAGCCGGCGCUGAAGCAGCCCAAGAAGCGUUUCGUAGGUAGGAGGACGGCGGCCGAGGCCGCAGCAAAGAAUGGAGGCUCCAAUGGAUCCAUAGAGGAUAGCAAGUCCAUCCAAGUGGCCAAACCAAGACGGGGCCCGCGGCUCCUGAACCAAGUGCCCCCCGAAAUCCUCAACGACCCGGCCCUCAAGUCCGCCAUCUCCAUCCUCCCCUCCAACUACUCCUUCGAGAUCCCCAAGACGAUCCACCGCAUCCGCACCUCGGGCGCCAAGAAGGUCGCCCUCCAGAUGCCCGAGGGCCUUCUCCUCUUCGCCACCACCAUCUCCGACAUCCUCACCGAGUUCUGCCCGGGCAUCGAGACCCUCAUCAUGGGCGACGUCACCUACGGCGCCUGCUGCAUCGACGACUACACCGCCCGCGCCCUCGGCUGCGACCUCCUCGUCCACUACGCCCACAGCUGCCUCAUCCCCGUCGACGUCACCAAAAUAAAAACCCUCUACGUCUUCGUCGACAUCUCCAUCGACGCCUCCCACCUCCUCGCCUCCCUCGAGCGCAACUUCGCCUCCGGCAAGACCAUCGCCGUCGUCGGCACCAUCCAGUUCAACGCCACCAUCCACGGGGUCCGCGGCACCCUCGAGAAGGCCGGCUUCAACGUCCUCGUCCCCCAGAUCGCGCCCCUCAGCAAGGGCGAGAUCCUCGGCUGCACCUCCCCGCGCCUCGCCGACGACGGCGGGGUCGACCUCAUCCUCUACCUCGGCGACGGCCGCUUCCACCUCGAGAGCAUCAUGAUCCACAACCCCACGAUCCCGGCCUACCGCUACGACCCGUACUCGCGCAAGCUGACGCGUGAGACGUACGGCCACGACGAGAUGCAGGGCCUGCGGCGGACGGCCAUCAAGACGGCCAAGACGGCGAAGAAGUGGGGUCUGAUCCUGGGCUCGCUCGGCCGCCAGGGGAACCCGCACACGAUGGGGCUGAUCGAGAAGCGGCUGCGGGAGCGGGGGAUCCCCUGGGUCAACCUGCUGCUGAGCGAGAUCUUCCCGGGGAAGCUGGCGAUGAUGGCGGACGUCGAGUGCUGGGUGCAGGUGGCGUGCCCGCGGCUGAGCAUCGACUGGGGCUACGCGUUCCCGCGGCCGCUGCUGACGCCGUACGAGGCGCUGGUCGCGCUCGAGGUGAGGGACGACUGGGGCAAGGGCGUGUACCCGAUGGAUUACUACGGCAAGGAGGGCCUGGGUCGGGUGAAGCCUGCGGAGGUGGAGAUCAAGGGGUGA